Anopheles stephensi (Asian malaria mosquito) is the source of this 2442-nucleotide messenger RNA. Its product is annotated as nicalin-1. Lineage: Eukaryota; Metazoa; Arthropoda; Insecta; Diptera; Culicidae. The record is from RefSeq and is a predicted model, not a curated record. Bases 279 to 1934 code for a protein of 551 amino acids. Gene Ontology annotation, cellular component: endoplasmic reticulum membrane. Gene Ontology annotation, biological process: regulation of signal transduction. The transcript is spliced from 4 exons.
UUUUUUAUUACCGACUGUCUCCUGUCGGUUUUAUCAUUUGUAUGGGCAAUUUAUCCCUCAGUUUUUCCCACGGCACGAGUUUUCUUUCGCACUUUCUUCACUGAAAGCGGAAAACAACCGGCCACAUUUGGCUUCCAACGUUUUCCCCGAGCGCACGGUUCUGCAGUGCCGCACUGUACCCCGGGUUCACCAGCCGACCGUAAUUAGUGCCGAAUAUAGUUUUCAUCCCACUCCCGGGAGGGUUGACCGCCAGAAGAUACGACACCUGACGAGGGGAAAUGUUCGAAGAAGCGGAUAACUUUGCGGAUCUGUUCCGCGGCGGACUGCCGUACUAUCUGCUGAUAACGCUUCCGAUUCUGAUCAUCUGCUCGUCGAAUCCGGUGCUGGCUGCGAGCGAGUUUAGCGUCCAGCGGAUGUCACAGUACGAUGUUCAUGGGACCGCGUACGGCUGCCGUGCAUCGGCGUUGAAUUUGGAAGCCAAAUCCCUCUACACAUGGCAAACGUCCCGGCAUUGUGUGCUGACCCGGUUGCAGGACAUGACCAUCGACCAUUUCCGGGAAAUUCGCGCCAAGGCGGGUGGUCUUGUGGUGCUGCUGCCGGAAGAUACGGCCGCCCUGAGCUUGGAGGACAAGCAGCACAUUCACCUGCUCGAGCAGGCGAUGAUGGUGCAGGAUGUCCCCAUUCCGGUGUACUUCUCCCGGUACGACCCGAAGCUGAAUGGCAUCAUCGAUGAGGUAACGCGUACCACGGUGCGCGACCACAAGCAAAGCGCCCAGAAACGCGAAUCCGCAUUCAGCGAAAUAUUCGGCUCGAUAUCCGCCAACGGGUAUCAGAUAGUGGUGUCCGGUGCAUCGCAUACCGCCAACAAACAAUCCAAGAUACCGAUCAUUCAGGGCGAGCUGGCACCACUGAAACCGGGCAAAGCGUUGGACGGUGACAGUAAGCUGCCGCUAAUCAUUGUAACGGCCCAUCUCGACACGUUCGGGCUGACCAACACCCGGCAGAGCAAUGCGGACGUGGCCGUACUGCUGACGUUGGUCGAGCUGUUUAGCAAGCUGCAUGCGAGUAUUCCAAAGUAUCGGCUCAUAUUCCUCGUGUCCGAAUCGGGCCUGCUGCUCAACUUCCAGGGUAUGAAGAAGUGGCUCGAUUCGAAUCUGGACGAAAAUGUGCAGAUACAGCACGCGGAGUUUGUCGUGUGUCUCGACACGAUCGGCAAACUGCUGGCGAACGAAAACAUAUACAUGCACGUGUCCAAACCGCCCAAGGAGGGUAGUUCGAUGAACAGCUUCUACAAGACGCUGCGUACCGUCGCCCAGCGGUAUGGAAAUGUGAGCGUGGAGGGUGUGCACAAGAAGAUAAAUCUGGCCGACACACUGCUCGCCUGGGAACACGAACGAUUCAGCAUGAAGCGCAUGCCGGCCUUUACCCUUUCCAACGUAAAGAGCCAUAAAGACCCGAUGCGAAACACCAUCUUCGACGAUGACACCGUGGAGGAGCAGCUGGACGCACUGGAACGUAAUGUGAAAAUUAUCGCCGAAGCGCUGGCCAGCCACAUUUACAACGUGCCCGCCGAGGACGGUGCAGCGGGAGAAAUAUUUACCGGCUCGAUGGCCAUCAGCCGGGAGCAGAUUAAGCCCUGGUUGCACAUCCGCUCGACGCAGCAGAACAACGAUCUGAAGUAUGCGUUCGAAAAGUACCUGCGCAACGUGAAGGUAACGUACGAGAAGCCGGACGCCCGCGAACCGGACUUUAUGCUGUACGACGAUCGGGACGCGCUGCUGAACAUCUACAACGUCAAGCCGGCCAUUUUCGAUCUGUUCCUCACGUUUAUGAUUGCCGCCUACCUGACGGCGGUGUACUUUGCCAUCUUCCACUUCCCGAGGCUGUACGGUUUCGUGUGUCGCAUGACGGUAGCUAAAACCAAAGUAAACUGAAUGGUGCGCGCCAGGGGCACACGGGCGGGCGACAUCGUCAUCAAUCGUUUUUAAGAGCACGGGUAGUUACGGUGAAGUGUAGCAGCGAGUAGAGUACAUUGUUUUUGGUUCCAUUUGCCCCCCCCCCCCCUGUUGAAACUCAAUUGCAUUAGCAUUUCUUUACCACAGUUGGUAGUGUGUAGGAUUUGCCCGGGAAACGGGGAAUAUCAUUUAAUUUUGCUUCACUCAUUCGUUUGGCGUAGGUUGUGCGUGUGUGCGAUCAUAAUAUCGUUUCGUUACCCAGUACUACACUAGUCGGUAGAAAGUUGAGUACAUAGAAAUUCGAAGCCCUUUCGGCGGGUGGUUGGGUGAGAUUGCAUUUCCCUUGCGUUUAUUUCCAUGUUUCGUCUAGGCUAGGCACCUCCUUCUGCUACCGAAAACAAAACCGUUGAAUGGUUAAACCUCAAGUGAAUCGUGUGAAAAACCCGAGCAAAUACAAUAAAAAACAAACAAAUCUAAUAGCCAUUCG